Messenger RNA from Chenopodium quinoa (quinoa), 1309 nucleotides. RefSeq names its product thioredoxin-related transmembrane protein 2 homolog. Lineage: Eukaryota; Viridiplantae; Streptophyta; Magnoliopsida; Caryophyllales; Amaranthaceae. The transcript is spliced from 10 exons. The record is from RefSeq and is a predicted model, not a curated record. The coding region runs from base 161 to 925 and encodes 254 amino acids.
AAAAACUCAACACUCCUUCUUCUUCCUCCAACUUUACAGUUUUCAGUGAAAAGUUGAAAACUAUGAACUGAAGGAAGAAAAUUCAGCAUCUGAAAACAAAAAAUUGUAGAUUUUUGCAGGAUAAUUUGAUUGAUAGAUCGAUUACAAUAAAUAGAAAACAAUGAUAAGAAAUCCAUUUCAAUGGCUGAAUACAGUAGUUACAGAACCACAUUAUUUCUUCCAUUUUCUGGUUUUCUUCUCUUACCUUCCAAUUCGUAUUUCUGCUUCUUCCAUUUUUCUUCAUGAUGUUUCUCUCCUUCUUCUUCGCCGGGAGAUUCAAGCAAUUCUCGCAUUUACAAUCUUUUCUGUUGUCAGGAUGGUAAGGGAAGAAACAUGGGAGGGAGUUAUUGCUGAUACAUUGCUAUUUGGGAAGGCAUUUCUUCUUCUGCUUGCUCUAUAUGUGGAUUACCAUUUGGCUUUAUGGUACAUGGUGGCAUUUUUAGUGCUAUAUAUACUCUCUCAGCAACCUGCAUUUCCUGAACUGGGUGUGGCAAAGACUAUGACGCCAUUGCAAUUGGAAAGUACAUUGAUUGAAGGGGUUUCAUCAAGAUAUUGGCUGGUUGAAUUUCGUACUUUAAGUUCAUCAACGUGUGUACGGAAUAGUCGGAAUUUUCCUGAACUCUCUGUUACAUAUGUAAAUGAUAAUUUGUCCUUUGGUGUAGUUGAUCUUGGGCUUUUCCCUAACGUUGCUGACAAAUUUGGAAUUUCCCUAAAAGGAAAUGUGGGACUUCCAGCAUACAUAUUAUUUGAGAACGCUACCGAGGUAACUCGCUACCCAAAAGUGGAUUUCGAUGCAAAAGUUUUUCAUCCUUCUGUAACCAAGGAAUAUUUGUCUCGGCAUUUUGAGCUUGAUCGGCUUCUACUUGAAUAUGUACAUAGCAAAUAGGCAUAUGGUCAAGACUCAAGAGUUGUAUCUCAUGUUGUAAUUCUUAUAGUUCUCCAGCACACGAGAUGUAUUUGUAGGCCUUUUUUUUUUUUUUUUUUUUUUUUUUUUUUGAGGGCAAGAUGUAUUUGUAGCUUAAGCUUCAUUUGUUUGAUUCAUUGCUGGAAGUUUUCUACCCAAAAUUUUGUCUUUGUUGCAAUCAUAUACGUAUAUAUGUAUAAAAUCCAAAGCUUUUGUAUCGAGUUAUUACUAAUUAGUUAGGGUCAGAAAAUGAGAACGACUAUAGAUCAAUGUAUUCUGUUUUAUCCCCCGGUAGAUUAGAUUUGAUCUGAGAACAACGGAACUCCUUAAACAGAGCUCUUUGUUUGUGAAGUCAAAUAUGAAUGU